AUGUCGCUAAUAUCAGUCAGAGAAGUUCGGGGAGUGGUUGUGAUCGUUAUGAGGCUCAAAAAAACAGAAAACAGUGACAGAAGUGAUCACAUUUGCCACGGGCGAAAUGCUUUCAUCUUAGUAUUUCUGACCAUCAAUUUUGGAGUGUUUCGAACUGUCUACGAAGAUUAUGUGGCUUUGCAUGCAGAUAUGCAUGAAGAACUCCAAUAUUUAAACAAUACUCGAAAGAGUAAUCCUCAGGUGCUAUUUUUCAACCGUGUCUCAAAGACUGGUUCCACGAGCAUGAUCGAAGCCUUGAAGAAUCUUCAAGGGCCCAACAAUUUUCAAAUGAAUGCCUACAAGCUUUUGCCUGAUGGAUCUGAUACUGAAACUAGAACCAUGGGAAUAAUAGAGCAAGGCCGUGUGGUGGCUGACCUUUCCAAUGAGACCAAUGAGAACCAAGCCUAUUUUCGACAUUUCCACUUCAUCAACUUCGCCACCUUCAAUCGAACUAAUCCGAUCUACUUUAACAUGGUUCGCCAUCCUAUUGCUCGUUUGGAAUCUUGGUUCUAUUAUGUUCGACAAUCCACAUAUGCCGGCCUUUCUGGAAAAGACGGGGUCCCCCUAAGACGUUUGAAGGUUACUUUGGACGAAUGUAUAGUGAAAAAUAUUCGAGGAUGUGGAAUCCCUCUAAAUCAUACGUUGGAGAGCUUCCUUACCGAUUUAAUGAACUCAAGAAAAGACGAUUUGAGAACAAGAAGGAGCAAAUAUUCCAAAUUGUCUGUGGCUCGACUAGUGGUGGAGAAUCUUGAUCCUGACCAAGGUGACGAAGAGCCUUCGCGACCCCAAGAUACAGUGUCCUCUCAAAUCCAAUAUUUCUGUGGAUAUUCGCCGGAAUGUUUUGCACACGACCCCAAAAUGGCUUUGCGGAAAGCCAUGCACAACGUGGACAACUAUUUCAGCGUUGUUGGAGUCUUGGAGGAGCUCGAGACCACUUACACAGUUUUGGAACAAUAUAUUCCACAGUAUUUUCAAGGCAUUAAAGCCUUGUCCAAACGGGUAUCAAACAAGACGUUCCACAAGCCCAAAUUGUCAACCAAGGCCAAAGAUAUUCUAAUCGAUUUUCUCAGAGCCGAAAUAAUCUUCUACGACUUUUGCGUACAACGGUUACACAAGCAACAUAAAGCAUUAUAUUUCAACUCUGUGAUAUGA
This is a messenger RNA of Tigriopus californicus, 1191 nucleotides long. RefSeq names its product heparan sulfate 2-O-sulfotransferase 1-like. Gene Ontology annotation, molecular function: sulfotransferase activity. The coding region runs from base 1 to 1191 and encodes 396 amino acids. Gene Ontology annotation, cellular component: membrane. The record is from RefSeq and is a predicted model, not a curated record. Lineage: Eukaryota; Metazoa; Arthropoda; Copepoda; Harpacticoida; Harpacticidae. The transcript is spliced from 3 exons.